AUGCUGGACCAGCCCAUAGACGCGCUGAAAUCGCUAGGGGACGGGGAGGCGACGUACAUGAACUUCCGGGCUCGCUUCAUAGAGCGGUCCGUGUGGAGCGACGGCAGCGGCGUCGGCCGCGGCUCCGGCGCGUCCCAGCUCCGCGCCUCGCUGGGGCGCCUGGACAUUGGUGCUGCGGCCUCCCGCGAGGAGCUCCCGCUCAACGAGAUCCAGGCGCGGCGCCAGAAGUUCGCCUUGUUCCAGGGGAAGUGCAGCGAGGUGUCGCAGGGGCUCUACGUCGCGGGCGAGCCCGUGGCGCGCAACCGGGACUUGCUGCGCGAGUCCGGGAUCACGCACGUCGUCAACACGGUCGCGUUCAACUCCCGCGACGGCGUACAAAACUUCUUCGAGGACGAGCUCAAGUACAUGACGCUUCGCAUCCUAGACUCGACCGCGGAGGACCUCCUCGGCGUGCUCUACGACGUCUUGUCCUUCGUCGACGACGCCAUCGCCUCCGGGGGCCGCGUCCUCCUGCACUGCUCCCAGGGCGUCUCGCGCUCCGCAGCCCUCGCCAUCGCAUACAUCAUGUGGAAGACCGGCCGGCCCUACGACGAGGUGUACGGCCGCGUGAAGGCCGCCCGCGGCAUCGUGAACCCGAACAUCGGCUUCAUUUGCCAGCUGCUGCAGUGGCACCGGCGGCGCAACCUGCCGCUGGUGCCCGUGGGCUCGCCCUGCCUCGGCCGCCCGACGAGCGCGUCCUCGGAGUGCUCGAACCCGCACGCGCGGGUGUUCCGCCUCGCGCCGUACUCGGAGCACGACCCGCACAACGUCGUCCCCAAGAGCGCGCAACCCACACUGACGACGCUCGACCCGCGCGGCGCGUUCGUCGUGCACACCGCGACGCGCAUGUACGUCUGGGUCGGCGAGCGCGCGCCGAAGGCCUUCGUCGCCGCCGCGGACCGCGCCGUCGCGCACCUGCAGAGGUUCGAGGGCGCGCCCCGCGCCGUAACGCACGUCAAGCAGGGCAGCGAGCCCCCGGAGCUCCUCGCCGCCCUCGGCGCGACCGGGGAGAUGGCGUGGGAGCCGCGGGAGAUCGACGCGUUCACGAACGAGUACGAGCUCUUCCACCGGCCGCCGCCGACGGGCCGGCCCGGCGGCCCCGCGGCGCUGCCGUGCGGCCGCGGCGGCGCCUCGGAGCACCCCGAGCGCUCGGCGUGCGAGCUCACGUCCCCGCCGCAGCAGCAGCCGCGGGCAGGCGGGCCCCCCGGCUUCGCGCAAAUGUCCUCGCCGGGCGGGCCGCUGCCGGGCGUGGCGGCGACCCGCAGCGCGCGGCGGCUGCAGAGCGAGAAGCGGCCACACGACGCGACGUCGCCGAUGGACGGCGACCGCUCGCUCGAGCAGAGCCGCGGCGCGAGCCCCCUGAGCGGGACGCGCGGUGCGGGCGGGUCGUCCGUGCUGCGGCGCGUCGCCUCGGACAACUCCAAGCAAGGGACGCCGCGCGACCGCUGCGGGAGCCUCAAGGAUGACAUGUCACCUGUUGAGUAG
This is a messenger RNA of Pedinophyceae sp. YPF-701, 1524 nucleotides long. The record is from the annotation of a GenBank genome assembly. NCBI's taxonomy places the organism in Eukaryota, Viridiplantae, Chlorophyta, Pedinophyceae.